Molecule: messenger RNA, 1821 nt
Organism: Culex quinquefasciatus (southern house mosquito)
Lineage: Eukaryota; Metazoa; Arthropoda; Insecta; Diptera; Culicidae
Exons: 2
Coding region: 3-1271 (422 amino acids)
Molecular function (GO): zinc ion binding; nucleic acid binding
Source: RefSeq, a predicted model, not a curated record
UUAUGAAUUUAUGCGGUCCUUAUCUAUUUACUCAACUUAAAACGAUCUAUAAUGAGAAGGAUUUGGCCAAUGCUACCUUCAACGAUAUUGAAGCCAAACUUAAAUUGAAGCUAGAUAGGGUAGAACCUGACCUUGUUCAAAGAUUCCGGUUGAGUCUGCGUAAUCAGCAGCCUGACGAAACGGCAGAAGAAUUUGUACAGGCCGUCAAGCUGCAGGCCGAUUUCUGUGGUUUCGGUGCCUUUCGUGAUGUGGCCAUCCAAGACCGCAUUUUGGCGGGCUUAAGGGAUGAUCGGUUGAAGGAAAUGUUGUUAAAGGAGGAAGGUUUAACGUUAGAUAAAAUGGAUAAACUAAUUACGACGUGGAAUAUAGCCAGGGAUAACGCGCAUGCAUUGAACAAUAACAACAACAACUUCAAUUAUUAUAAUCUUCCUGUCGGGUUUAUCGAUCAAUAUUCUCCACAACAACGUAAUUUUCGUUCUUCUGGGCAAGUGAACAACUUUCGUAGACCGGUGCAUGAGAGAUUAGGUUUUCGUCCGUACAUUAGGCAAAACUCACAAUCACAAAAUAACAACAAUAAUAAUAACUACAGACGUGAUGCGAACAAUUUUUAUCAUCGUAAUCAAAAUCAUCGUUAUUCUGGCAGAUACAACACACAAUACAAUAAUCGCAAUGACAAUCACACAAACAACAACAACAGAAACAAUCAACAACCGAACCGUUACAAUAACAAAAAUUUUAGAAAUAAUGAAUCAAACAAUAGAUAUGGGCAAGGUUCUCAGCCAGAGUUAGAAGAGGAAUCUGGGGUAGUCUGUGAAUAUUGCGGGGUUCCUGGCCAUGUGAAACGCAAGUGUUUUACUCUCAAGAAUUUGAAGCGUGAUGUGGUCAAAUUUGUAGAUCUAGCGAAACCUGGAACCAGUUCAGAGAAGCAGCUCACGGACAUGAUGGGUCGAUUGACAACAGCUGGCGACAUGGCUGGAAGUGACAGCGAUGAUAGUUACUCCGAAUGGAACUCAGGUGAAUUGCAGUGUAUGUGUGUGGAGUCCAUUAAUAAGAUUAGUGAGCCAUGUUUGAUGAAUGUCAAACUUGAUGAUAUUUUGGUGUCGAUGGAAGUAGAUUGUGGUUCUACGGUUACUGUGAUGGGCAAGAGCCAAUAUUUUACUCUUUUUGACAAACCUUUGAAACAAUGUGAUAAGCAACUUUUGGUGGUGAACGGAAACAAGCUGGAAAUUGAGGGAGAAACAGAUGUGUGUCGGUUGGAAGCGCUCGGGUGAUGGCCCACAAGAUGCAGCUUAAACCCCAUCACGAGCGUCAGGAGCGCCCGAAUGUGCACCUGUUUCCGGUGGUGCACGGCGAAUACGAGGGCGAGGAGGAAGCAGUUUGUACGACUGCAGCAGAUAUUAGUUCAGAAGAAGAAUUUCGAGGAUUUCCGGUGAUGGCUGGAGGAAAAAGAAGAAAAAGAAGUGCGCUUACGGCAGAAUUGCCUGAAGGGUAUCCACGAAGAUCAAAAAGGCUCAGAAAGCCGAUUCAUGAUUUGAAUUAUCAAUAUAAUUAGUGAAUUCAGAAGACUAGGAUUUUUUUUAAAAUUAAAUAAUCAUUAAAAGUGAUAUCAGAGAAUUAGAAAAAAAAACAAAUUCGUUCAGAUAAAUUAACUAAAUUGAAUUGUAUUCAUUAGAAAUCUUUCUUGCUAAAAGAGGGAGGAGUUGUUAUGUACACCCUCGUUCGUUGUACUAAAUUAGAACGCAAAUGUCAAACGUAGAGUGUAACGUUCUGAAAUGACUUCGCUGUGAGGUUGAAUAAAUCUUUCCCUUUUAUCAUCUAGAA